Molecule: messenger RNA, 2628 nt
Organism: Cladocopium goreaui
Lineage: Eukaryota; Dinophyceae; Suessiales; Symbiodiniaceae
Source: the annotation of a GenBank genome assembly
AUGGCUUGGAAGCCACUGACCUAUGAGGAGAAGGACAUCUUGAAAGCGCGCAAGAAAAUCCGUGCAGUGAAGAAAAUCGAGGACAGGUUGUGGUUGGAGGCGUACGCCGUGAAGGGUCAUGUGGAGCCAGGGCAACUGGCUAAGCUGCAACGCAAAGCCAAGCUGGAACAGGUGCCCGAAACGAUCUGCAUCAGAGUGAAGAGCGAAGCCACAAGAAAGGAGGACCAGGCAACCUCUCAACCCAAAGCCUUGCAGAAGGGCAAAGGCAAUGGGAAAGACAAUGAAGGACCAGAUGCGACGUUGAAGAUCAGUGCCGAAGCUCAGAGCGAAGUGAAGAACACAGAUUGCCAGAGCCCGACGACUGCGUCAGAUCGGCCGUCGACGCAAAGUGAGACUCCUGAGGAGUCGACUAAGCCUGGGCCAGCCGAAGGCCUGUACGGACUUGCCGUUCAGCACAUGUCAGAUGCUUGGCAUUCCGAAGAAUGUCCAACUUUCUUGUGCCUUGCAGGCAACAUCACACCAAGCACUGCCAGUGAGGAAGGGGGUGAUUCGCAGCGGCAGGAGCACAGACAUAAGUGCUUGCCCUGUGGCUUACAUGGAGAUGGGGGCCAAUUCCAGCGAAAUGAUAGCAUCAAUGUGAUCAGCAUGAGGAGCCUGCUAUCCAGCCCCAAUGUUGCUUCAAGCCAGCUCUUGCUACUGGCUUUGCCAAAGGGUGCCAUCAACAAGAGCCCUGAUGAUGCAGCAUCUGACACCAUGAAGGUCCUUUGGCAAGUACUCCAAUGGUCUUGGGAAGCUGCUUUCUACAACAAGUUUCCUGAAUUUGACCAUGCAGGGAACCCUUGGCCAGCAAAGUCUUGGAGACAGCAAAUGGCUGGUCAACCUUUGAGCAGAGAAGGCUUCAGAGCUUGCAUCUGGGCAGUGCAGGCAGAUGGUGAGUACCUCCAGAAUGAGUUCCAGCUGAAAGGUGCAUCACAUGAGGAGAUGUGCUUCAAUUGCUCAGCAAACAAAAGCACUCUCCCCUAUAAUGACUUCAGGCCCACUGCAGCUUGGAGGGCUACAGUGGUGGAGCAUGCAGGGACAUGUCCUACAGAUCAUGUGAUCAGCACCAUUCCAGGUGUGGUUGGUGAAAGCUUCAAAUAUGACACCCUACAUGUGCUAGAGGAAGGCCUCACAGCACAUGUGCUGGCCAAUGUCCUCUUUGACCUGGUUGUGAAGGUGGCUGGUACCUGUGCUGGAAGAGAUAUGCUUGGAAUUCCAGAGUACAGAGGUCGUCUUCCCAAUGAAAUGACUCGAAGUCUGCGUCGUCUCUCCCAAGCUUUAAAAUUGGACCCUUUCCUCGUGCAAACGGAGUGGGAGAAGCUGCGUCCAAUAGCUGCUGCGCAAAAAAAAAAGGGAAACCUUGACAAUCGAACUGCGUGGGCAGCGGCUUACGAGCACACGCAAAAGACUUCUGACUUGCGCAAGAAAUAUGGCCUGCAAUGCUUGCCACUGGCUUUGCAGGCAUACGUGUGCUGGAGCCCUUCCGCGUCUGGCGUGGAGCAAAGUUUCUCAAAGGCCGACCGUUGCUUUCAUGAAGGCCGCUUUGGGUCCUCGGCGACUGACACGGAGCGCAGAGCUUUAAUGAUCUUGUGCAUGGACACCACUUGGGACAAGGAGGUCGUUACUGGUGCUCGUCGCCUCUAUGCUAGCGCUGUCAAGAAACACAAGGGGAAACAACGAAAACCACGUAUGGACAAGGGCAUUGCAAAGGGGCAUUUUGCCAAUUCGGAAGUUUCCUUUUUGAAAAGAAAGAGGGAAUCCGUCAGAGAAGCCAUGUCAUCCGCGCCGGGUGAAAGUCUGGCUCAAGAGAACACAGGCGUGCUCUCUUCCAAAGCCCGCAAGGAGAUGCAGCUCCAGAAUCAGAGACGCUUGAAUCGCGCCAUUGAUGCGGCUGAGAAUGGUUACCUACUGGCAGAUGAAGAUGGGGACGCUCAGCAAGCCUUUGCGAAGUUGCAAAACAAGAAGCGCAAAUGUGAACAACAAGAUGCGAAACGCAUCGAAGCCAUAGCUCUUCGGAAGCAACUCUGCCAAGCUGUUUGCGAGCACCAGACUUGGAACUGGAAGAGCCUCGGGGCUCGAAAGGCCUGGUCGACAAGCUCCAUACCUGCGGCCGAGCUUGCUCCACUUGUAGCGGUGGCGGACCCGCGCGAGGCGUCUGUCUUCAUCCAUAGCCAAGAAACCAUUUCCGACAAGAUGUAUCUCAUGGCAAUCGCAGCUGGAGGCACUAUCCUGUCCAAGAGUAUCCUUCGAGGCGCAGGUGGUUUGCGACUCGAGUACCAAGCUGCUCCCUUUCGUCGACUACGACAAGAACAUGUGGGUAUUCAUUGCUCCAAGGCAUUUCGGGACCAGCAUCCGGAAUUUCUCAAGACCCUUGCUUGGGUUGUGGAAAAGGAAGGCUGGCGCAGAUUGAAGGUCUCUUCCUUGGACAAACAAAAAUCCAUUUGCCUACUUGCUGAAGGGGAUCCGGAGGGUCGCCACUUGAAGGCCAAAGCUUUGUUAGCUUUUUCGAAAGCAGAUUUCAUUGCCUUCCUGGCAAACAAAUGUCAAGCAAAGGAGAAGCUUCUUUGUCAAACAUGUUUAAGGGGUUAA